AUGAUUAGUAGAGAUAGAAGAAAGGAAUCUUGCUUGAACAUAAUUAGAUAUUGGGGUAGAAUUACCAUGUGUAUUUGGCUUGGGUUGUAUUGGCUGGGUGUUGGUGUUGGGGCAUCUGGUGAUGGAUUGCAGACAAGUGUAAAUACUCAGCCGGCGUUGCCAAGUUCGGCUGAGAUGCUUGCGACCUUGAAGAAGAUUGGCUUUGUCUUUACUGUUGAGAAGCCACAAAUCACAGUUGAACGAUACGUUUCUAUUCGGUUGUCAGAACCUGCUGCUGCGCACAACUCGAUAGGAACUAAUCCACCUCUUUAUGUUGUAAGGUAUGCUGGUUUGAAGAAGCUUCAGUUUACAGCACCAGUAUAUGAAAAUGCAGAUGCGGCUAUGGAGGCUUUGAAUGAGUUAAGAAAGAUUGCUAUUAUCAAGACAAUGUAUUGUUAUGUCCUUUGGAAGCCGGCAAACCCAGAACUUCAUCAGAUAAAUCAACUAAUUCUAAAUCGAGUCUAUAAUGUGCUUGAUUGUUGCAUGACAACCCUUUGUGCGUCUAUUUCUUUGGAACGCCUGGAAUAUACUAGUCUGGUCGAUUUAGAGGCCUGUAAGAGAGAAGCACUGAAUACAAUUGAACAUGCUGCUUAUGGGCAUAAUAAUACACUUGAUCUUUGUGGUGAACUGGAUGGGAGACUUCCGAGUUUGAUAACUAGUGGGAUUUUCUUAUGGCGGCCAUUGACGACAGUUCGCUUAUUAAGUAAUGCAGUUCAUGAUGUCCACCUUCUUAGUCAGCUUCGGCUAACCAAUGACUAUUCUCUUGGCUUUGCCCAGUUGCCUAAAUCUGUUAAUAUUGAUCUGCGAGUUCUUCAAACAUUGCCUUAUAUAUGCAAUGCGAUUGAUAUUAGCGAAGCGGGUGACGCAAAAGUAACGCUAUCUGGUCUUGAAAAUGCUAUUGAUAAACAUACACAAAUAGUAUUAAAGGCAGACUGGGACACUCUUCUAUAUUUAGCUGUCAACAACGGGUCGGAUAUUCGUGUUCACACUAUUAUGGGUCUUGUUGUUGAAUUAAAGUCUCUUCAAGCAAUGAUCAAGGCCGAUAGAAUGUCGAUGCCAGAUAAGCCUCGUGUCUUUGCCACUAUCAUCCUUUCUCAAAUCAACUCUAAUAUGCCAUGCGGCCCUGUGGAACAAUACCACGAAUUCUACAAUCCAGAUACUUUUAUCAAAUAUGGUAUCAGAGUCGAUGAUGUCCAGCUCUACUAUAAGGGAGGCCGGACCGACUUACAUGCCACUUUAACCCUGCUUUGCUCGAUUGGGGCUUUGCCAAAUAUGCCAGAUGAAGUCGAUGAAACCAUUACAUGCAAUGGCACAGAUAUUAACGGCAUCGAUUUGGAAGUUCAAGGUACAGUCGAGAUUUGCCUAGAUCAUGCUAGAUUAGGCCGCCUUAUUCAUGAAUAUAUAUCCCAAAACUGUAUGUGCUUCUGCCAGAAUAUACGCUACACCGAGAUCUCGAUUACAGAAGGCGAAGACCCGCGUCCAGAAGAGGUCAACAUCCUCGUUGGGAAACUGCUGUCUUUAUUUCACAAUAUCACUGCCCAAUGCAUUAGGAUUUGGAAUGUUCAUGGCCAACACCAAACCACCACUAAUUUUGAUCUAAAUACUUUCAAAACCAAUGCCAACGGUACUGAGAAGCUCCUUAUCAGCGUCGAUUGUUUAUUUCUAGACAAUGUUGACCCUCAAAUUCUCUAUUGGAUGUUAGGAAACUACAUCUUUACUGAGCCAACGGAAGUACAUAUUUUGAACCAGUCUUUCGCCAAUCUUGCUGUUGUUCAAGUUCUUACUCUUCCUGAGCUGAGUUUGAUUAAAACCCUAGUGAUAGAUGAUUGCAGCGACCUAAACGAGCUCGUGAAUUAUAAGAAACCAGCCGAGUCUGAAGAGUUCUCACUAUUCAGAUACAUAGAGGAGAAUCAGAGAGAGGGAAAAUCAAUUGAAUCUCUUGGCCUGCACAAACUGUCUCUGCAAUUAGAAGAAUCCCUCUUUGAAUUGCAUUAUGAAGCCUUGCACAAUCUCUGGAGUUACGGAAUUAUUCCUAUGGGCAUGCCAUUUGAAAUUUACAUCGCCUGGUCGACAGCCCCUAGUCUGAUUGGGUUGUGUAAGAAAGAGUUUAUACUCUCUAGUGUUACCGUAGUUGCUCUGAAUGCCGACUUUGCCAAUUGCCAAGCUAUGCUCUUAAAUCAAUCCAACCAGGGACAAACCCUCGAGCCCCAAGAGUAUUCUAUCCAGAAAAACUCCGUCGAGAAGCUGGUUAUGCUCUUUUCUAACGGCCAGACAUUAACUGAGACAGACCUCGCAACUAUUAUCCGCUGGGUGUCUUGCCGAUUUACAGAUCUGACUAUCUUACAACUAUGCAAUCUUGAAUUAUCAGCUAACGACCAUCAUGCGAUAGCUUCACGUGAUUAUUGUAUUCGUGGAUUAGAUAAACUCACUAGCAUUCAAAUAGAGGAUAUAAGUUCAAGACCACACACAUAUAUUGAACUAAUAAUUCGACCGUAUCACAUUAGUCUCCUGGCCACUGCCACCAACCUACGCCCUGAGUUCACAGCCGUAUCACAUGCAACUCUAUCCCGACUCUUUUCUCAAGGCGAGCAGCUUAAGACACUAGUCCCAACAAACAUGGGCACCAAAGCUUCACUUGAAAUGAUCAAAAAGCAUCUAUUGACUAACCAAAAGACUAAGAAGAAUAUUGAGUGUUCAAUUUGUUACGAUAAACUAUUUGUGUCAACUGUUGAUGAUGUAGAUGGUGAUAAGUGUCUCAAAGACGAAGAAAACAAAGAUGAUGCAGAUGGUGAACCAAGUGCCAAGAAACCCCGUAACGAGUCUACUGUCCCAGAAACCAAAUUCACAACUCUUUGCUACUUCAAGUGUGGUCACACUUUUUGUGAUAGGUGCGCAGUUAACUGGUUUGAUGAAUGGCCGAGCAAGAAUUGUCCUGAAUGCCGAGAAGAAGGUGUGUAUCUAGACAUCCACUAUCUUGUCGGUGUUCCGCUAUCUAAUUUUGUUGUUCUCCAGGACAAUAUCAAUACUAACCCGCUCUCUAUCAACUGCCAAUAUCUCAAAGAUCUAGCAUGUCAUGAUGGCUACAUCUAUUUUUACAUAGCUUAUAACGACAUAAUAGACCUUUCUACGGAGCUUGGCAGAAAAGCAACAUAUGAUGACCCUCACCAACUUUACGUCAUCUAA
Molecule: messenger RNA, 3222 nt
Organism: Nematocida homosporus
Lineage: Eukaryota; Fungi; Microsporidia
Exons: 1
Coding region: 1-3222 (1073 amino acids)
Source: RefSeq, a predicted model, not a curated record